AUGCCCACCCCCGAAUCCGCCUCCUUCCUGGCCAAAAAGCCCACCGUGCCCCCGACCUACGACGGCGUCGACUACGAGGACAGCAGCGCGGUCCACAACGCCCGGGACGCGAUUAUUCGGGAGCAAUGGGUGCGCAGCAUGAUGUCUCGUCUUGUGGGCGAAGAAUUGGGCAAGUGUUAUGCGCGCGAGGGCGUCAAUCAUCUUGAGAAGUGUGGGGUUUUGAGGGAAAAAUACUUCGAACUCCUCGGCGAGCGCAAGAUCAAGGGUUACCUGUUCCAGGAGAAGAACUAUUUCUCGAACGAGAAGUCUGCCUAG
Molecule: messenger RNA, 315 nt
Organism: Aspergillus melleus
Lineage: Eukaryota; Fungi; Ascomycota; Eurotiomycetes; Eurotiales; Aspergillaceae
Product: putative NADH-ubiquinone oxidoreductase 12 kda subunit
Exons: 2
Coding region: 1-315 (104 amino acids)
Source: RefSeq, a predicted model, not a curated record